UCCAUAUGUGUGACCGAAAACGGUCGGUUACAUUGAUUUACGAUCGUUUACGUCCUUGUAAACUGUCGUCUUCGUCAAAAUACGGCCGUGUUACGGCAAAGAUUUUGAUGUAAACGAUUGUGGUUUGUCGCCGUAUACGACACGGUCUCACACGACCGUAAUACGGCGCAUACCAAACGGGUUAUUUACGGCCCGUAUACGGUCGUAAUUUCGACGGAUACGGCCGUUCGCGUCAUCGUAAACGACUGUGUACGGCCGUUUACGGGCACAGUAAUGUUCGACCUGGGUAAGAAAUAUGAUCUUAGAUGUGAUAUCCGAAUGCAAUUUAUAGAAACCUGUGAUAACCUUGAGUAUGUAAAUACAAACAUUAAUACAUGUAGCAAAUAAACCUUAACGUCUUUACCUAUUUCAUCCAAAUUAAUUUUUGACAUGAAAAAAACAAACUUCUAGUUUCAUAUGGUAUCUCUAAAUGAACAGUAGCUAUUUUUCGCACACUUUAGAAAAUUAGAUAAUUGAUCUGACCACGGUGAUCGAAUAUCUUGCGAAGUUAGGUUAUUAGUCCAUUCAUUGAUUAUCCGGUCUCUAUCAUAAUGAACAAUAGAAUCAUACACAUCGUUUUAAUUAUGUUAGAGACGUUUUGUGAACUCUGUUCAUAUCAUUAGCCAAAAAAAUUAUAAAAAUAGUCGCAGAAAAUACUAAUAAAACAAAAAAACACGUAACAGAACAAAAAAAAAAUAAUCCAAUAAACUUGAACAUUCGAAUUACUACUUUGUUUAUUAGUAUUUUUUAACUACUUUUAUAAUUUUGUUUUGAUAGAUAAUAUGAAGUGAGUUCAUGAAACGUCUCUAACAUGAUCAAAACGAUGUCUAUGAUUCUUUCAUUCAUUAUGAAAUAUUCUCAUCGAUUGAUGUUAAUAUAAAAGUCUCUUUCAAUUUGUAGUACCAAAUUGUGACUCGACUUUGAAGUAAUCAAUAAUAUCUAUCAUAGCUGACUUUUCUUGCGUAACAUUGAAUUUUGAUGUUUUUUAUAGAUAAAUUUAUUCUUGUUUUUACCUAAAAAAUCUUCUGUAUUUAUGUUACAGGUGAAUGGAGUGCUGAGCACAAUAUUGUCGUUUAUCCAUUUAUUCGUAACAAUUUAACACUUCGUACUCAUAGUGCAUACCUCGAUGCAGCAAGAGAAGCACAAAAGAAGUCAACUAAUGGCAAAGUCGUUACAGUUGAAGGCAUCAAAGGCCUAUCUACUUUAUUACAGGUCUUCGAAUAUCCUCGUCAAAUUGUAUUUGAUUACAUGCAUCUUAUAUGUCUGGGUCAUUUGCCAUCUGUUAUCAAACGUUGGUGCCAAAAUAUUGAUGAAUCAACUAUACGUUCAAUUGAUGCUUCACUAAGUCAGCUUCGUUUACCACACAAUCUGAACGUACCUUUUUUGGAUUCAAUGGUAAAUGUCGGACAUUGGAAAGCAAAAAACGGUCGUUUAUUUGUAUUGAAUGUCGGAGUACCUAUUGUUACAUUGCAUCUUCCAAGACUUUUGGCAUCUCACUUCUUACUCUAUUCGAUGGCGGUGAAAAUUCUUCAUGCUCCUGAGUCCAUCGAUGAAAUUAAUUUGGGCGAACAAAUUAUGAAUUAUUAUUGUAAAACUGCUCCUCUUGUACAUGAUCCAUCGGUGGAACUCUUCUCACUUCAUGCUCAUAUUCACCUUGCGCAACAAGUGAGACGUCAUGGUGGACUUGGACAUACCUCUGCUUUUGCCUUCGAAUCUUGUAUUCGUUUUAUUGAGAGAAAAGCUCAUGGCAGCAAACAUCUUGGUGCACAGAUUUCAUACUGGAUUGAUCUUCAAACGAUGAUGCAAAAUGAACUUGUCAAGGCUCCAACACUGGCAAUUAAUAAUGUAAAUAUACUGAUUCUCCGAAAUUUUUCACUUUCGUAA
Rotaria sp. Silwood2 is the source of this 1923-nucleotide messenger RNA. Lineage: Eukaryota; Metazoa; Rotifera; Eurotatoria; Philodinida; Philodinidae. The record is from the annotation of a GenBank genome assembly.